UCGUCUCUGUUCCCAAAACCCCGUAUCUACUAAAACCCUAAAUCCUAAGAAAAGAGAAACAGAGACCAAAAAGGGGAAAAAUUUCCAGAAUGCAUAAUUCUUCACGAAUCCUAAGCAACACAUUGUGCAAGAAAAACUCAAACUUGCUGUUAUCUUUCAUUGGCUAUUCUUACAAUGACUGUCAUCUUGCUCCAUUAUUUUGCCGCUCGAUCUUCUCCACGACGCACCUAGAUAACUCAUGGGUGAACAAGAUCAAAGGGGUCUUCACCGGAAAUAAGACCUCUUCAGAUGAAACCAAUCCCGGCUCUAGCCCUGAAUCAUUUACCCUGCUUCGAUUUGCGGAUGAGAUGAAGAAUGCUAGAAGAAUAGGGGCAUUCAAGCAAUAUAUUGUGGGGAGAAGCAGUGAAGCUACUUUUGCCGAUGCAUUCGAGAAACAGGAAGCCAUAAUCCGAUAUCUUGGAGGAUUUGAUUCCACUGGAGAGAAUCUCAAUGUCACUCAAAAACAAGAAGCAGCAAAGCAUUGUAAUUGCACGAUUGCUGAUGUUGAGAAUGCACUUGCAAAGUUCACAUGGGCUAGAGAAGCACAAAAGAAGAUGGAAAACUUACAGAAAGAAGGGAAACCAAUGCCAAAGAACAUUAACGAGGUGCAAAAAUUGAUGGGUUCAACGCCAUUUGACCUUGCCAAGUCUAAUUUGGCUAAGAGUGGGCAAAUAAGUAGGAAUGCGCUCUGUCCAUGUGGUUCCAAGAAGAGAUACAAACGGUGCUGUGGAAAGGAUUGAAGCGAUCCAAGAAUAAAAUAAGAAGAAAAACCUUCACUUCAGUCGAGUACAUGGAGAGAUGCCCAGAGCUCGAAGAAUCAAUUUGCAGUUUUUGGAGCCUUUGAUUUAUUUUGGUUUGCUUAGCAAGUUGGCUGGCCUCUUGAUGAUCCUAUUCUGCUUGCUUGGACCAGAUUGGCUUAACAUUUUGUUUAGACAAUAAAUUGGAAUGAAAUUGAGGUUGAAGAAAUUUGAUUAGAGAAUGCAUGAAAGUACAAUUUUACAACUUUGAUGCGAUUUUCCAAUCUGUUCCGUAUUCAGGGGUGCAACUGAACUCUAUUUCAUUGCCAUGACAGUAGCUCGGCUUUUCAUGUUAUUAUUUAAGACUUUUCAGUACACUAGUCAUUAUCUUGGAAAUGCUAUGCUCUUGGUUCUUAAAUUGAAUCUUUGGUUUUCCAUCA
Messenger RNA from Prunus persica (peach), 1216 nucleotides. RefSeq names its product protein translocase subunit SecA. Lineage: Eukaryota; Viridiplantae; Streptophyta; Magnoliopsida; Rosales; Rosaceae. The coding region runs from base 90 to 779 and encodes 229 amino acids. The transcript is spliced from 5 exons. The record is from RefSeq and is a predicted model, not a curated record.